Molecule: messenger RNA, 1830 nt
Organism: Exophiala viscosa
Lineage: Eukaryota; Fungi; Ascomycota; Eurotiomycetes; Chaetothyriales; Herpotrichiellaceae
Product: phosphatidylinositol glycan, class M
Exons: 1
Coding region: 97-1557 (486 amino acids)
Biological process (GO): GPI anchor biosynthetic process
Cellular component (GO): membrane; glycosylphosphatidylinositol-mannosyltransferase I complex
Molecular function (GO): GPI mannosyltransferase activity; alpha-1,4-mannosyltransferase activity
Source: RefSeq, a predicted model, not a curated record
CCUCAGGCUGCGUUUCCUCUGUCGUGCAUCUCUGCCACCAUUCCGUCGUGAGAACGUUGGAGGAUUACAGGAGUGCACCGGGAUGUAUCCUUUGCCAUGUCGUCCCUCACUUUCUCUCUAUUCUCCUCGCCUACAUUAAUCUUCCUAUUGGCCUUCCUUCUUCGCACUGUUCUCCUAGUUUACGGGAUCUACCAGGACUCGGUCUCAGCGCUAAAGUACACAGACAUUGACUACUAUGUCUUUACCGACGCGGCUCGAGCAGUCUCGAGAGGGUCAUCUCCGUACGAUCGCGCCACGUAUCGGUACACGCCCUUGCUUGCCUGGAUCUUGUUACCGACGAGCUGGGGUGGUCUAUGGUUCAACUCCGGCAAGGCGCUGUUUGCUGUAUCCGACUUGGUUGCUGGGGGACUCAUAAUGAUACUGUUAAAGAGGAGGGGUCUACAAGAACACAAAGCUUUGAGAUAUGCAUGCGUGUGGCUGCUCAACCCUAUGGUCGCGAAUAUCAGUACUCGUGGAAGCAGUGAAGGCUUUCUCUGCGUUCUUGUCAUGGCACUUCUUUGGGCGUUUGAGACGAGACAAAUUGCACUGGCAGGAGCCCUGUUGGGCCUGAGUGUUCAUUUCAAGAUAUACCCUUUCAUCUACGGAGUCAGCAUGUUAUGGGCCUUGGAGUCCAAUACCGCCCGUUCCUCCUCGAAUACGAUGCUUCAGAACGCAUUGCGAUUCCUCAAUGCUGACCGCAUCCUGCUUGUAUCAACAUCACUUCUUACUUUCAUCGCGCUGAACGUCCUCAUGUACAACAUCUAUGGUGCUCCAUUCCUUCAACACACCUUCUUCCACCACGUUACGCGCAUUGACCAUCGGCACAAUUUCUCGCCCUACAACACGUUAUUAUACCUCUCCUCGGCGCAAAAAGCGAACAAGGCAGUCCAUGGUCUGGCCUCAUCUUUCUCCUUCGAGGCGCUUGCCUUCGUCCCACAGCUACUAUUGUCCACGAUCUUGAUUCCACUUGCAAUCGCGAAGGAAGACUUGCCACGUACUCUACUUGCGCAAACCCUGGCCUUUGUUACCUUCAACAAGGUCUGCACGUCUCAAUACUUCCUGUGGUACCUCAUCUUCCUCCCACUGUACCUUCCGAACUCAUCGCUGAUUGCACAAACACGACUGGGCGCAACAGCGUUGGCACUUUGGUUGUUGGGUCAAGCGGUGUGGUUACAGCAAGGCUACGAUCUUGAAUUUCUGGGCAAAAGCACGUUCGUGCCUGGUUUGUUUGCAUCCAGCCUGGCGUUCUUCGUUAUCAAUUGCUGGAUUCUGGGUAUAAUUGUGGCGGACGUGACCAACACAUCGGCGGGCACUCGUACAGACAUUGCAACACUGUCGCAGCCAUCGAAAUCAGAUCGCGUGUUGGUGAUGCCGACCGCAAAUGACAGGGCCAGCACGAGCUCUGAGGACAAGGGCAAGACUUCAGAAGGCAGAUCGCGGGGAAAAAGCAUAGUUGACAUGAACCACAUCUCCAAUGUACAUCUAGGGCCAAGAAACCGGGUGCUCAAGAGCAGUUGAUGUGUUGAAAUGGUUUUCAAGGAUGGUGGAGCCGAGUUCGACUCGCUCGUGGGGUGUGCCAGGAUUGACUUCUAUCCUGCUCGAAGGCGUGUACUAUAUGAGCGAUAGAAAGAAGAGACACCCUUCAAGUGCACACAAAACUUGUGAAACUAGUAGACAUAAGAAACCGAAAGAAGGCCUUUAUGGCCACCCGUACCUACGUAGGUAGCCUUGGUAGGUAGGUGGUGACAACCCCAUACGAAGAACAGUAAAUCCCACGCUAAAAGCGGCAUG